AUGCAUUGCGACUUUACUUCCCUAGACUCAAUUUCCUUGUCAGUACUUGGAGGGAAGUUGAUGCUAAGAAAUCUUGUUAUAGUAAAUGAGGAUUAUACUCUACGUUGCUGUCAUGCCAUAAUUGUCUUGAAUUAUUGGGUCAGCUACAACCCCGAAAAAAAAAAUCUUGAGCCACAGCGUAGAUGUCUCCACAUCUACCUUUACGGCGUUGAUGUGCAUCUCUACAAUCGGAACAGUGCUUACGAUGCUCUUCAAAGUAAGUCUCGAGGUACUGGAUCUAUGGAUGACAUGUGGAGUCGCUGGAAGCUGCUCUUCCCGGUUAUCAAGUUUAACUUUGAGCUGACUAAAUUAUGUGCUGGAAAUCACCUUCUCCCUAAGGCAUUUAUUUUGACCUGUGAAAGAGCUUCUGGAGUCUAUACUACCCGAGAUGCAACCUAUGCUUACGACAAAUAUCAACAUUAUGUGGAUUUGGAAUUUUCUAACAUCAUCGGUUCAUUCGUUCCCUCAAAAAAAUAUUCUGGCCACUAUGCAAUAGAGGAGCCUCCUCAGACCUUGGAUAACGGUAUCCAAAUUUUUAACUUUGGCAAGGGGCACAUAUGUUAUCUGCAAGAUGAACCAGGAGUCAUUCCACAGGAAUCUGAAACGCUUCGGCUCUCACCCGAAAACAAAGAAAUAUUUUGCACAUGGCCUCGGUGCAUUAUGACAAUCCGUGUUAUCAAAAAUUGCCUCAUUUUCUACAGCCCAUGGGCAGACAGGCAA
Molecule: messenger RNA, 759 nt
Organism: Protopolystoma xenopodis
Lineage: Eukaryota; Metazoa; Platyhelminthes; Monogenea; Polystomatidea; Polystomatidae
Source: the annotation of a GenBank genome assembly